AAAGUAGACAAAGAAAUCAUAUUACUGGAACUUAGAAAGAUGGCAGCAGACAGAUUGCCUCUUCUUUCGAACAACAUCUGUAGUGAUAUAUGUGAUAGUGAAUUUGAAAACAAACGGUUUACUCAUACAUCACUUCUGGAUCGAGAGGAAAAUUUGAGUUGCACUGAAUCUGAGGAUUCACAGAAUUCUCUACAGGAUGACGAACACAGUGACGUUCAAGUUUUACCGUUACAGCCGGACAAAAAGUACCAUUUAUUUAUAUCUUACAGUUCAGAGGAUCGAGAUGAUGCAAACGAAAUCUGUGGGUGUAUGGAGCAGAGGUUUCAAAUGAAAUGUAUGAACUUUGAACGGGAUUUCGUGCCUGGGAAAAAUAUUGACGACAACAUUGCAGACAAUAUGCGUAAAAGUGUCAAAGUUCUUAUAAUUUUGAGUCCAAACUAUUUACAGAGUCACUGGUGCGUGACUGAAGCACGUGAAGCAGCUCAAUUGUCCUUCACGGGUCCCGAUGUUAAUGUGAUUCCGUUACUUCUUCGGCCUUUGGCAGAAGAUUUAAAUGUUCCUCCCUUUUUGAAGUCACUCGUGUACAUUGACGCACAGAGAGAGUUUGAUGUACCUGCAAAAAUAUACGAGGCUUAUCUAAAUCCAGGUUCGAGUGAUCCUUUACAUAAAAAAAGGAAUGGUGAGUCCCGAAACACAUAUAAUGGAACUUUUCUUUGUCAGAAGUUUGCCUCAAAAGCAAAAUUUUUGGACCAUGGCAACUCUUAUAGAUUUUAUCCACUGGAAGAUCACGAAAAAGAGAAAAUCGCUUCUCUUGAUCUCAGUACUAUAGAGAGUGCUAACCAUUUCAACGUCAUUAUAGAUGAGUUGAAUUCAAGAACACUUUUCCGGAAUUACCCUUCGUUUGCUUCCAAAUGGCGCUUUCUUCUUGUAUUUGCAAUGAUUCUGUUAACUGUAAUCAUUUUUGCUGGUUUUGGAAUCAUCCUCCGAGAGGGUCCAUUUUUCGCUAUUCUAGGUUUGGCUGCAUCCAUUCUUCUGAUUUGCCCAUGUUCUUUGUGUUCCAUGUACUUGUGUAGGAAAGAUAAUAAACAGUUACAGAAAGUUAUUGAUACAGGUGCUCUGCCAAAGCAAUUUAAACCAGGAAAAUAUACUGGUAACAGUAAGGACUCGGGUAACUGGAAGGACAAAACAUUGUCAUCAUCGGUUCACACCAUCGUGUUUCGUUUGAAUGUGAAGUUCUACCAGAAAAGUAAAUGUUUGAUCUUCUAUGAUGACAGCAUCGUCUCCAAACCCACUCUGAACAUUUUUAAGUAUGAUACCAAUGAAUGCAGAAAUUAUGUUUGUGUGAUGCUGAAGAAAAAGAGACCUAGAAUGAAUGAAAACGAUAUAAAGGAAACUGCCGAUUACUUGAUUGAACGGCAGUUGGAGUAUCUUCAACAGAGAAAUGGCUUAAUAAAGUGGACUUCUUUACCGGAGAGUGCCAGUAAACGUCAUAGGACCAGGAACGACAGAGCUUGUCUGUGUGAAAUGGUGGAGGAUAGCAUCAACAAAGACAAUGGGGGGACUUUUAGCAAUAAAGGGGUUAUUGAGGUCUAA
Molecule: messenger RNA, 1593 nt
Organism: Saccostrea cuccullata (small rock oyster)
Lineage: Eukaryota; Metazoa; Mollusca; Bivalvia; Ostreida; Ostreidae
Exons: 9
Coding region: 40-1593 (517 amino acids)
Biological process (GO): signal transduction
Source: RefSeq, a predicted model, not a curated record